Molecule: messenger RNA, 3582 nt
Organism: Vigna unguiculata (cowpea)
Lineage: Eukaryota; Viridiplantae; Streptophyta; Magnoliopsida; Fabales; Fabaceae
Biological process (GO): positive regulation of transcription by RNA polymerase II
Cellular component (GO): nucleus
Molecular function (GO): RNA polymerase II transcription regulatory region sequence-specific DNA binding; histone binding; chromatin binding
Source: RefSeq, a predicted model, not a curated record
CACAAGGCCAAAUGGAAAAUCAAAAUCUGGAGAAAUGGUAUCGCGAUCAUCGCAGGGUUAGUUUGGGCAUUGGAGAAAACAUUAACAUCUCUUCUUCUGCGUCUUUCUCUCCCUUGACUCUCAAAUCCCAAAUUAUUCACUCUUACCCUUUUUUCUCCAAACCCUAACUUUCCCUUUCCAACCCAAUCCUCUCCUUUCGUUCAAACUCCCCCAUUCGCAUGUGCAAUCCGCACACUUUCUCGGAUCUUCCAUAAAUUUCGGGUAUUAUUGACCCUUUUCUGCUGCCAAUAGCUUCAAUCAAUGGCCAAGGGCACCGAUUCCGACGAGUUCGUGUUGCUUUCUAGGGUCCGGACUGGUCUCAAGAGGGAGUUCGCGUUCGCAAUGAAGGCCCAAUCUGAGAUCUGCGGCGCUUCUCUGGGCCGAACGCGGGCCAGCAAGAACCGGCCCGACCCUCCUGUUCAGGCGGCAUCUGCCCGGAAACGGUCCAGGAAGACCGUCGAGCCCAAAACGUCGGAGGACGUCUUGAGCGAGGAAGAGGCUAAGAGCGACGUGGUGGAUCUUCAGAGCGAUGAUGAGCCGAAGAAUAAUCAUGCGGGAGAGUCAGAAUCUGCGGCAAUGUUGGUUUGUGAAGAGGAAGCGAAGAGUGGAGUGGCCAUGGAAAAUAUUAUCGGCGAAGAGGAGCCGAAGGUGUUGGAGACUGUUAUCUGCGAAGAGGAAUUGAAGGUGUUGGAAACUGUUAUCAGCGAGGAGGAACCGAAGGCGUUAGAAAUUGUCAUGGGCGAAGAGGAACCGAAGGUGUUGGAUAGUGGUGUUAAUGAGGAGGAGCCUGUUGUGGCUGACACGUUGAAGGAAGAGGUUGUGGAUGAGACGGCACAACCUCUUGGCGAAAUUAAUGAAGAAUCGGAGAAGGGUGUUUCGGGAGAUAAGGUUCCUAGUGGGGAAACACUUGUUGUGGAGAAUGAUGAUGACAAGGGGAAGAAGAAUAAGAAGAGAACGAAAAAGUGGUUGGAGAGGCUUCCGAUUGUGAGAAGGUUUACGCGGUCGGCACUGAAGGAAAAACCCGAGGCAGCAAAUGACGAGAAAAAUGUUGGUGCUGUUGGACUUGAUGAUGUUAUUAAGAGGGAAUCAGAAACCGAGGCUUCGGUGUUAAUGACCACUCCUAUUUCGGGCAGAUUUUCGAAUUCUAGAUUGAGGAAGUUUCCUACUAAGUUGAAGGAUCUUCUGGCUACGGGCAUUCUUGACGGAUUGACAGUGAGGUACAUGAAAGGAUCAAAGGCUCGAAAAAAUGGGGAAACAGGGCUUCAAGGAGUGAUUCAGAACUCUGGGAUUCUGUGUUUUUGUGAGAGUUGCAUGGGGAUUGAAGUGGUCACACCCACUGUGUUUGAGCUGCAUGCUGGCAGUGCAAAUAAACGUCCCCCAGAGUAUAUUUACAUGGAUUGUGGGAAUGGUGGAAAUAACCUCCGUGAUGUCAUGAAUGCCUGCUGCGAUUUGUCAUUGGAGUCAAUGGAGGAAGCCGUUCAAAAACUACUUGGUGGCUUCACUAUGAACAAAUCUUCCAUCUGUUUUCACUGCAGAGGAGCAUGCAAGGGUGUGUCAAAGCUCGUAUGCGAUGCUUGCAUAGCAAGUCCCCCUCAAACAGCCACAACAAGUAGCAAAAAGAUUUCAUCACCAGUUCAACCAAGAUCACCAGAGCCAGUAAUGGUUCAAAAAUCAUUAGACAAUGAGAUGCAGCCAAAUUCAUUAGACAAUGGGGUGCAGCCUGAGUCGCUAAAUAAUUGCGAGGUGCCAAACUCAUUAACCAAUGAGAUGAAGCCAAAUUUGCUACAUAGUGGGUUGAAGCUUAAUUCAUCAAACAGUGGGAUGAAGCCAAAUUCAUUAAAGAAUGGAAUGAAGCACAGUACAUCUCGUGGUAAGAGUCAGGGAAGACUAACUAGGAAGGAUCUGCGCUUGCAUAAGUUGGUAUUUGAAGCAGAUGUUUUGCCAGAUGGAACUGAAGUAGCCUACUAUGCUCACGGACAGAAACUGCUGGUUGGUUACAAAAAGGGAUAUGGGAUAUUUUGUACCUGCUGCAACAGUGAGGUCAGUGCUUCUCAGUUUGAAGCUCAUGCUGGGUGGGCAUCUCGACGAAAGCCUUACCUGCACAUUUACACAUCUAAUGGAAUCUCACUCCAUGAGUUGUCCAUCUCUUUAUCAAAAGACCGGAGAUUUUCCAACAAUGAUAAUGAUGAUCUCUGCAUCAUAUGUGAAGAUGGAGGGGAUCUUUUGUGUUGUGAUGGAUGCCCUAGAGCUUUUCACAUAGACUGUGUCCCUUUGCCAUGCAUUCCCAGUGGUACUUGGUAUUGUAAGUAUUGCCAGAAUGUUUUCCAGAAAGAUAGGCAGGGGCAACAUAAUGUGAAUGCUCUGGCAGCUGGAAGGAUUGAAGGCACUGAUAUUUUGGAACAAAUGAACCCAAGAUGUAUUCGUGUUGUCAGAACUGUAGAAGUUGACCAUGGUGGAUGUGCCUUGUGCAGUCGUCACAAUUUCAGUAAAAGCUUUGGUCCUCGGACAGUAAUUAUUUGUGAUCAGUGUGAGAAAGAAUAUCAUGUUGGCUGCUUGAAGGAUCAUAACAUGCAGAACCUUGAGGAAUUGCCUGAGGGGAAUUGGUUUUGUGGCACAUCUUGCAAUCAAAUCCAUUCUGCUCUGGCGGAUUUGGCAGCUUGUGGGGAAAAGAGUGUCCCAGAUUCUCUUCUAAGUUUGAUUAAAAAGAAGCACGAAGAGAAAAAUGUAGACAUUCGAGGUGACCUUGAUGUUAAAUGGAGGGUUAUAAAUUGGAAACUAGAUGAUUCUGUUGAAAAUAGGAAAAGGCUUUCAAAGGCUGUUGCUAUCUUCCAUGAAAGGUUUGAUCCUAUAGUUGAUUCAACAUCUGGCCGAGAUUUCAUUCCGACAAUGUUGUUUGGAAGGAACAUUCGAGGUCAAGAUUUUAGUGGGAUGUACUGUGCAGUGCUUACUGUCAAUGGAGAUAUUGUUUGCGCUGGAGUAUUUCGUGUCUUUGGAUCAGAAAUUGCUGAGCUUCCAUUGGUGGCAACUACUUCUGAUCAACAAGGACAGGGUUAUUUUCAGUGUCUAUUUUCUUGUAUUGAGACAUUACUUGGUUCUUUGAAUGUGAAGAACCUUGUGCUACCAGCUGCCGAUGAAGCUGAAUCGAUAUGGACCGGUAAAUUUGGGUUCACAAAGCUAGCUCAAGAUGAGAUAAACAAGUAUAAGAAAUUUUAUCGCAUGAUGAUAUUUCAAGGGACCUCGGUGUUACAUAAGCCUGUUCCUGCACUCUGAAUUUUGUGUAAAGUUUUUGGUGGAACAAUAUGCUGUAGACUUUUUUUCUUGGUUGCUUUGCUGGCUGCAGAUCAAAUGUUUAGUAUGUACAGGGAUCUGUCUUUUUUGGUGUACAGAAAUACUGACAACCACCUCUAGCUGUUAUUAUUUGUUUUCGUAGCAAAGGAAUCAAAGGAGGUUAGAGUUGAAAAUAGAGGAAAAGCUAGGUCAAGAGAUUUUGUGAAACUAGCCAAAAUUUUGGUUUAUGUUAUAAAAUUCAUUUAUUACUGCCCA